AUGUCCGGUACCCACGAUGAUGUUCAAAAGUACUAUGGAAAAGAUUUAACCUGUUCGGAUGAUUUGAAGACAUCAGCAUGCACGACUCCAGCGGCGGCAAUGUCCAAAUCGGUUAAGAAAGCGCUGUCGAAGAUUCACGAUGAAGUUUUGACGAAAUACUACGGCUGCGGUCUUUGCAUUCCUCCAGCUCUUGAAGGAGCCCGAGUUCUCGAUCUCGGCUGUGGAGCAGGAAGAGAUGUCUACGCAAUCGCCCAGCUCGUCGGCGAGUCUGGCCACGUGAUCGGCGUAGAUAUGACCGAGGAGCAACUCGAAACCGCUCGGAAAUACGAAGAUUUUCAUCGACAAGCUUUUGGUUAUGAAAAAUCAAAUGUGACGUUCAAAAAAGGCCUCAUUGAAAAACUCGGGGACGUCGGAAUCGAGGACAAUUCGAUCGAUGUUAUUGUUUCAAAUUGCGUCAUUAACUUGGUGCCCGACAAGGAAUCUGUCAUCAAAGAGGUCGCUCGAGUUUUGAAGGAAGGAGGAGAACUGUACUUCAGCGAUGUUUACUCUGACAAGGAAAUUUCCGAAGCUGCGAGAAAGGAUUACGUCCUUUGGGGAGAAUGCAUCUCAGGAGCGCUUCUUUGGACUGAUUUGUACGAUCUUUGCGAAGAAUUCGAGCUGUCUCCUCCUCUUCUCGUCGAGUGCCAUCCCUUCGUGGUCCAGGAAGAACUGGCCGAGAAACUUGGCUCGACUCGAUUCGUCAGCGCUACUUACCGAAUCUUCAAGCCGUCAACCUCUCCCUCAAACGAAAAAGUCAAAGUCACUUACAACGGUCAAAUCCCAGAAGUGGAAACCUUCGAGCUCGCAGCCAAUUAUCAGCUGAAAAAAGACGUUGCAAAGGCCCUUCCCGUCGAUGUUUCUGCUGAUCUGAGAGCAUCAAGAUACGAGAAAUUCUUCGUUUUCGAGAAGACCGGGUGUGUUCCUUCUCAAGCGCGACCGCUGAAUCCGUUCAACAAAGAUAUUCAAACUGAAAACGCUGGUGGCUGCUGCUAA
This is a messenger RNA of Oikopleura dioica, 1032 nucleotides long. The record is from the annotation of a GenBank genome assembly. NCBI's taxonomy places the organism in Eukaryota, Metazoa, Chordata, Appendicularia, Copelata, Oikopleuridae.